GCAUUGAAAGUUGCCUAACUCUAAUCAUAGCCUAAUUCAACGUCAACGUCAACAAUUCGUUUGUUAUCCAUGAUAAAACCACCAAAUAUACUAAAUAAUAUCCGUGAAUAGUCCAAAAAUAAACCAUGGCUGAGCUAAAAGAAGUGCCCACUGAAGAGUUGCUUUCUUUUCAAGACUAUCCCUCAACACACGCAACAAAUCCGUAUGGAAAUGAUGGCGGUGCCCAAAUCAACUUGGAUAUGAGUCCACAGAAAUCAGCCUUUCCAGAUUUCAAUAGUCCAGACUCCAAUCUAACGGAAACACCACGAGAUGAAGACAAUAUAGACUCAAACAAGUUGAAAUCCUUCUGGUCAAUUGAAUAUUUCCAACAAUUCUUCGAUGUGGACACACAGGACGUCCAAUCACGCAUUCUAGGCUCAAUCAUUCCCGCUAGAAACGCCCUACUACAACAAGAAAUCCACUUGAAACCAGAUCUCUAUGGUCCCUUCUGGAUUGCAGUGACUUUAGUCUUCACAAUUGCCAUCAGUGGAAACAUAGUCAACUAUCUUCAGUAUCAUAAUGAUAACUACCACUGGAGAUAUGACUUCCACCUAGUAUCAUAUGCAGCAAGCAUUAUUUUCUUGUAUAUUACAUUAGUACCAGUAUGUCUAUGGGGCCUACUAAAAUGGUCACUUAAUGAUAAUGAACUAGAAGAAUUCAAAGAAACGUUACCCGGCGCGCUAGAAUUGAUUUGCAUUUAUGGUUAUUCACUAUUUGUGUAUAUACCAGCUGGAAUCCUCUGGACUAUACAGAUUGGCUGGUUACAAUGGCUUCUUGUUCUUGUAGCUGCAUCAGUCAGUGGCAGUGUGUUAUUAUUCACAUUAUCACACUCAUUGAAAAACUCCAGACAUAAAAUUGUCUUGGGCGCUUGUAUUGGCGGUCUGCAUUUAUUACUGGCUGCAGGUUUCAUGUUGUUCUUUUUCCAUGUGAAUGAUGCUGCGAUUGUUGAGCCGAGUGUUACAACUUCGCAUGCUAUCGUCAAGGAAAUAGUUAAUGCUUCACACGCAGUCCAUUCAAACAAUACAAAUACGCAUUAAUCUUAAAAAUAUUAACUGCUUUUGUAUAAAUCUAGUUUAUGCGCCCUUCUGAUUUGUUUCAAACGUUACUAUUUGUUUGUGAUAACGAUGAAUAAGAUGUGAAUGGAGUAUCUGUCCAAUUUGUAUCUUGUUUAUAUAAUUAAUAUGAAUAUACUUAUAAUCUAAUAGAUGUACAAUCGUAAUAUACAAUGAAAUUAAAAUGUUAGAAAACA
Molecule: messenger RNA, 1288 nt
Organism: Dalotia coriaria
Lineage: Eukaryota; Metazoa; Arthropoda; Insecta; Coleoptera; Staphylinidae
Product: protein YIPF1
Exons: 2
Coding region: 126-1076 (316 amino acids)
Biological process (GO): vesicle-mediated transport
Cellular component (GO): Golgi apparatus; membrane
Molecular function (GO): small GTPase binding
Source: RefSeq, a predicted model, not a curated record